AUGGCCGCUCUCGAGUUAAGAGGACGAGAUAUGGCGUCGCCGGACCGGUCGAUGCAGAAUUGGAACUAUGCGACGCAGUCGCUAUGCAUUGGGGGGAUGACUAUAUUCUUUGCGCUGCGGGUAUACACCCGAAUGUUCAUCUUGAAUGGGUUUACCAAGGAGGACUGGAUAUGCUUCGGCGCUUGGUUUCUUGGGGUGGGCUACUCUAUCGUCGCACUUAUAAUGAGUCACUUCGGAGGCGGAGUACACUGGGAUGACGUCCCAGAAGCACACCACAUCCCGUUCCAAAAAACCGUAUACGUAACAAUGGUCCUCUACGGCCCAACGGCCUACCUCACCAAGCUCUCCCUCCUAUGGAUCAUGACACGCGUAUUCAGCCCGUUCCGCAAAUCCGUCAUCUUCAUCUACUUCUUCCUAGCUCUGAUGCUAGCAUACUACAUCCCCGCCGUUAUCGUGAAGAUCCGCAUCUGCGACCCGAUCGCCAAGUUCUGGGUGCCAGAUCUGCCGGGGUCAUGCCUGGACCAGUCGUCCAUCAUCCUAGCAGACGCAGUCGUCAGCGUAGUCAGCGAUUUUAUUGUGUUGCUAGUCCCAUUGCCACUCACCGUGCGCCUGCAACUGCCCUUGAAGAAGAAAAUGCGUGUCAUGGUCAUCCUCGGAGCAGGCGGACUCGCUUGCGCAUCCAGCAUCAUUCGACUGGUUCUGAUCCUGCUGACGGGGCAGUCCAAGGAUGCGACUAUUGCCUUUAUGCGGGUGAAUAUGUUCGGGUAUGUCUCCAGCUUCUUCCGUGGCCCAGCUCCUCCCAUACCGUGCAACGCCGAAAUCGCCAUCGGCGUCAUCUGCGCCUGCCUACCCGCAAUGUCCGCCCUCGCGCACAAAGCCAAGACCGAAUACUCCAGCCGCCGCGCCACGCAGAGCUCGACGUACCAGCUCAGCAAGUUCAAGAACCCUUCGAGUCGCACGGACCGCAGCCGGACGCGCAUGAGCAGCAUCAUGGACAUGGACCACAGCUCGGACCACUACAUCCUUAUGCCGGAGGAGCCGAAGAUGCGGUCGGCGGUGAGGGGCGAUGGCGAGAGGGAGAGGCCGGGGCUGGCGCAGGGGAUUACGAAGACUGUUGAUGUGGAUGUUGUUUCGUCGGUUGAGACGAGGUGA
Molecule: messenger RNA, 1152 nt
Organism: Aspergillus candidus
Lineage: Eukaryota; Fungi; Ascomycota; Eurotiomycetes; Eurotiales; Aspergillaceae
Product: putative integral membrane protein
Exons: 6
Coding region: 1-1152 (383 amino acids)
Source: RefSeq, a predicted model, not a curated record